CCCGCCUGGAUGCGCCUCUACUUCUACGGGAUGCACGGGAUCACCCUGGACGUGCUGGUGUCGUCCGCGCGGCGCUUCGCUCGCAGCCCCGACCUCCGGAUGCUGGGCUUCUCCUCGCCCUACCGCUGCCUCCUGCACCUGCUCACCCACUUCGCCCUGGAGAAGGUCUACCUGCAGCGGCGGCGCUGCCCCAGCGCCUUGGUCUUCAAUUUCCUCCUCUACCCGCUGGCGCACGUGGGGCUGCAGACCGGGCUGCCGGACCUGCUCCGCUUUCUCUUUUACGGGAUGCACGGCUUUUUGGAUGAGAUCUUCUUCACCUUCUUCUUUGACGUGCUGGGCCAGGGGGACCGGGCCACCAGCGGCCACACGUCGCUCUGGUCCUUCUUCAUGUACGGCAGCUGCAGCUUCGUGGUGGAAAAGCUCUAUUUCUACCUGCACUACAGUCGCGGCUGGAGCACCUGGCAGCGGGUGCCCAUCUAUGUGAUGUUCAUCUACCUGUGGGAGCUGUCCUGGGGCCUGGGCCUGCGCGCCUGCGGAGCCUGCUCCUGGGACUAUUCCCACUACCCGCUCAAUUUCAUGGGCCUCAUUACCCUGAUGUAUUUACCUGGUUGGAUAUUCCUUUGCGUGUACCAGGACCUGCUUUCCAACGCGUUGUGGCGAGUGCAGUACAUACCAGCGGACUAAAACAAACCGGGCUCUGGAUUCCCAUCCAUGAAUGCGAUUUAUUUUUACACGUUUAAAACGGAGUGGUCUUCUUGGCGUUUUAAUUUUCAUGCGUUGUACUAAACUCUUGCAACAAAGGUCAUCUUAUCUUUUCGUUUUUUCUGGCUGUUUGGUACCCGUGCAUGAUACCUUACUUGGAAAUAUUACUCAAAGUACUAACUCGUCCAUAUUGUAAAAACCCUCACAAGCCCAAACAUCGGGAAGCUGUAGGAUUCGCCUGUGUGGGCAUAGGUGGCUGAUAACUGCUGUUUUUUUUUUUAUUUUUAUUUUGGUGAGGAAGUUCUUCAAACCAGAGGCCAGUGAUUUUUACCAGAUUUAGCAGAAUGUUGUGGUUUAAUGGUGUGUUUACUUUCUUUUGAAUCCAAUUUCACCUUAAUUCCUUGCCAUAUUUAUCGAAGACUGCCGAAAUCCAGUGUCUUGUACUCCUGAAACUACAGUUCAUAGCUCUUAAGUGCCUCCCUUCUAGCCUACAAAGUGGAAAGAAACUGACUAAUGUGAAACCAUCCUAUGAACUGAUGUUUAAAUAAGUCUUUUCUAGCAACCCCAACAGGUGACACUGUGUUAAGUGUUUGAUCUCCAUCCGGGAAAUGAUGGUUUUCCAACGUGAGUUAGCCUUAAACUCCGAGGUUGAUCAGAUCCUAUGUUAUCUGUGGCCCUCCAUGUUUGUUACUGUGUAAUAAUGUAAAAUGUUUACCUUCCAUGUCCAAGGGCCAAGCCAAAUUAUACCACCCUCAGUAGUGUUCAACCCUUAGGGCCCUUUCUCCGUGGAGCUUCAAGAGUAGAAACAAUUCCUUGAAAUAACAUGAACUUGAACGUUCGCCCUAAUUGCAUUAGGCCUACCUGUUUUCUGCAUAUUUCUGCCAUGGCUCACUUGUAAACAUUUUUCUUUUUCCUUCUGGGCCCACUCAGAGUUCUUGGGCGAAGCCUGGUGUGUAAUUCAAACUAUAAAUCGAUAGUGUUUUGGUGACUCAUUAUUAAUGUCUGCAAGUUCCAAAGUUAAAUGAGAUGAUGUAAACCAUUUAAAGAAAUCAUGUCUAAUCUAUUAAACAUGUAUUUAAGGUUG
This is a messenger RNA of Myotis brandtii (Brandt's bat), 1786 nucleotides long. It is a transcript of the gene TMEM229A, whose product is annotated as transmembrane protein 229A. The record is from RefSeq and is a predicted model, not a curated record. Lineage: Eukaryota; Metazoa; Chordata; Mammalia; Chiroptera; Vespertilionidae. The transcript is spliced from 2 exons. The annotation marks the transcript as partial.